AUGACAGCCAUUAGAGUUGCAACGAUCGAGAAACUGAUAGAAGGAUCAACAAUAUUCCUUCGGCAAUUUCGGCCUCUGCACCAUAAGACGUCAUCGACGGCAUUUGUGAAGCCAACUCCUUCGCCUCCCGGUUCCUAUGCACUAGAAAUUAUCGACGACAUCGUCGAGUACAGGAACGAAAGAGACGAAGUGAUCCAGCACGAGACGAUCUCCAUUUCAAGGACGAAACAAGACAACAGGACACGAUUCCCAGCGGCAGCAGUUGAGGCCUCGCAGCCACAUCGACGGCGCAGACGAAGCUACACAAGCUUGGAGAAUGUCAACAUGAAUAGACUCACUAGAUGGCAGCUCACUGACCAACUCCGACGCAUUUUUGGAGGCGCUGGAGCCAAGACUAUCUGCACCAAUUACAGCAACGGCACAAAUGGCCCACCUCAAAGGGCGAUCAGCUGA
Messenger RNA from Monomorium pharaonis (pharaoh ant), 453 nucleotides. RefSeq lists its product as uncharacterized. Bases 1 to 453 code for a protein of 150 amino acids. The transcript is spliced from 3 exons. NCBI's taxonomy places the organism in Eukaryota, Metazoa, Arthropoda, Insecta, Hymenoptera, Formicidae. The record is from RefSeq and is a predicted model, not a curated record.